Messenger RNA from Amborella trichopoda, 1782 nucleotides. The record is from RefSeq and is a predicted model, not a curated record. Lineage: Eukaryota; Viridiplantae; Streptophyta; Magnoliopsida; Amborellales; Amborellaceae.
ACAGGAGAGGACAAUGGUCUCUCACUCGUCGUCAAUCAAACGCUGCUUUCAUCGCCCGCCCACUUCCAUUUUGGCGGACUUUCCCACACUCCUCCUCCCCCUUUCUAAAAACCCCACCAACCCCCACCCCUUAACAAAAAAAAAAAAAAAACGCCAACCUCUCUCUCUCAGUCCCUUCCUCUCUCCCUCUGGAGAAGACGUUGCAUCUCUCACUAGAGAAAAUCCUGCAUCUCUCUUUCUAGAGAAAACCCUGCGUAUUUUUCUCUAGAAAAUCCUUGCAUCGCUCUUCUCUCUGUGCAAAAAAUGGCAUUAUCCCAAAGCUUUUCUUCUUCAAUCUCUUCCUCCAAGUCUUUAUCUCCUCAAAACCUAGGGCUUUCAUCCUCGAAACCGUUUCUUUCCCCUGAAUUCUCUUACAUAAAACCGAGAAAAACCAGGGGCCUUGCCAUUAGAGCUGCAGUAGCAGACGCUCCUGCUGUGACGAAGGCAGGGGGUGAGUUUAGGGUUAAGAAUUUGAAGGCGAGGCAGAUCAUUGAUAGCAGGGGGAAUCCGACGGUUGAGGUUGAUCUCGUGACUGACGAUGUUUACAGAUCAGCUGUUCCGAGUGGUGCAUCGACUGGUAUCUAUGAAGCUUUGGAGUUGAGAGAUGGAGAUAAAUCUGUUUAUGGAGGGAAAGGGGUCCUUAAUGCUGUUAAGAACAUUAAUGAGAUCCUUGCUCCUAAGUUGAUUGGUGUGGAUGUUAGGAACCAAGAGGACGUGGAUUCCAUCAUGCUGGAAUUUGAUGGUACUCCAAAUAAGUCCAAGUUUGGGGCUAAUGCCAUAUUGGGAGUGUCUCUAAGCGUGUGCAGAGCUGGCGCCGGAGCAAAAGGAAUUCCUUUAUACAAACACAUUCAGGAACUAUCUGGAACUAAGGAGCUUGUUAUGCCUGUCCCUGCUUUCAAUGUUAUUAAUGGAGGAAGUCAUGCUGGUAACAACUUGGCAAUGCAAGAGUUCAUGAUAUUACCAGUAGGUGCCUCUUCAUUUGCAGAGGCUCUACAAAUGGGUAGUGAAGUUUAUCACAUCCUGAAGGGCAUCAUCAAGGCAAAGUAUGGCCAAGAUGCGUGCAAUGUUGGAGAUGAAGGGGGAUUUGCCCCAAAUGUUCAGGAUAAUAGGGAGGGACUUGUAUUACUUGUUGAUGCAAUCGAAAAAGCUGGUUACACUGGCAAGAUCAAAAUAGGUAUGGAUGUUGCAGCAUCAGAAUUCUUCAUGAAAGAUGGAAGAUAUGACUUGGACUUUAAAAAUGAGCCAAAUGAUGGGUCCAGCGUAUAUAGGGCUCACAGCCUGUGUGAAUUGUACAAAGAGUUUGCUAGGGACUUCCCAAUUGUUUCCAUUGAAGAUCCUUUUGACCAAGAUGAUUGGAGCUCAUGGGCUUCAUUGUGUUCUUCGGUUGACAUUCAACUAGUCGGGGAUGAUUUGCUGGUUACUAAUCCAAAAAGGAUAGCGGAGGCAAUCCAGAAGAAGGCUUGCAAUGGUUUGCUCUUGAAAGUUAACCAAAUUGGAACUAUCACAGAAUCCAUUCGGGCUGCUCUCGAUUCGAAAGCUGCAGGAUGGGGUGUGAUGGUCAGCCACAGGAGUGGUGAGACUGAGGACAAUUUUAUUGCAGACCUCUCCGUUGGCCUAGCAAGUGGGCAGGUGUGCAGUCUUAUUGUGUUUUUUGCAUCCUGGGCAGUGUUUCAUAUGAGUCAAGAAAUUGAGUUUUUUCGUGUCAUUUUCUUUCAGUCGAGAAUGUGAAUCUCAAUAAUUUUA